Molecule: messenger RNA, 6252 nt
Organism: Dunckerocampus dactyliophorus (ringed pipefish)
Lineage: Eukaryota; Metazoa; Chordata; Actinopteri; Syngnathiformes; Syngnathidae
Product: protocadherin alpha-C2-like
Exons: 3
Coding region: 892-3288 (798 amino acids)
Biological process (GO): homophilic cell-cell adhesion
Cellular component (GO): plasma membrane
Molecular function (GO): calcium ion binding
Source: RefSeq, a predicted model, not a curated record
UUGUUGGGACCCAUUUCAACCUUUUUAUGUAGCCUUUUUGUGGUUUUUCUAUUUAAGCAUGUGGCAAACCCUCCACUUACACACAAUAAAUGAAUGCCAGAAGCAUAUAUUCAGUGUCUUUUUUCACCUAAAUGGUGUAAAAAAGAAAGUCAGUAAUGAUUUGUAAUGAACUGAUGUAUGAGGUUCAUGGCUAAAAGGGAAGUGAUUUCAUUCAGAUCCAGAAUUCAUUCAGGGUCCAAGGGCAUAACAUAUAAAGUACGAUACACAAGCACAACAAACAACAACCUAAUUGAUUUCAAGAAGAAUCCAAACAUGUUAAAAGGAGAUUUAUCUUGUUAAUUUUACAAUGCUACGGGACAGUGGUGGUUCUGGCUUCAUAAAUAUGGGGAAGGCAAUGAAAUACAAUGGGAACAUGGAUGGAACAAUAAAGAACAUUUAUAUUAAAUGAAUGGAGGAUCUUAUUGAAAAUAAAUGUGUACAGAAAUUGAAAAAAAAACAAACCCACCUUGAUUACAACAUAAUUUCAUUGGAUGAGAUAACCAUAUUUAAAAAAAAAAUAGCCCCAUAUUGGAAUCUAAUUCCUUCAAUAAUUACUUCAUGUUAUGUAAUGUCAGCAAAGACGCAGAGGAUGGCGCUAUUUAUCUGCUUUGUUAAUAUCCAUCCCACUCUUACAUUGACGGGGAAUUUCUUUUUUUAAUUUGGCGGAGGGUAUGGAAAGAAAAGGACAGCUCCGUGGUGCUCCGUGGAACAGUGGGCCAUAUUAUUUGGCUCUCUUCUGGGUGAAACCUUAAUUAUUGUGGGAGGAAUAUCACCUUGACGACUAUAAACACGUUUAUUGUACCACACUGACACUAACGCGCUGUGUAUAGGAAAUACUGGACAUCCGUGACAAUGAGGCCACACAAAAGGUAUGUGCUCCUCAUUGCGUUCUUGUACACAAUUCACUGUGUUUGGGCUUCAGUGACUCAUUAUUCCAUCCCUGAGGAGCUCAAAGAAGGAUCAGUAGUUGCCAAUCUUGCAAACGAUCUCAGUUUGGACGUUACAAGUCUGAUUAGACGCAAGAUGCGCGUCGACAUCAUCGCUAACAAGAAAUAUCUGGAUGUGAACAAAGAGACUGGGGAACUGUUCAUUGUGGAGAAGAUUGACAGGGAAAUCCUUUGUCCAAGUAAAUCAUCAGCAUCCUGUUAUAUCAAGUUGGAGGUGACACUGGAAAACCCACUGCGUAUUUUUAAUAUAGAGCUAGAAAUACUAGAUAUGAAUGACAACGCUCCGCAGUUUAGGAGAAACGCCAUUCAUUUAGAUAUAUCUGAGUCUACGUCAGCAGGGGAAAGAUUCUCUUUGAGCAAUGCAGUAGAUCCUGAUGUGGGGAGCAAUUCAGUGAAAACAUAUCAUCUGAGUGAAAGCGAGCAUUUUAAUAUUGAGGUUCAGACUGGAAGAGAUGGGUCCAAAUUUGCAGAUUUGAUAUUAAAAAAGACAUUAGACAGAGAGCAGCAGGCUGUGCAUAAUUUAAUAUUAACAGCAGUAGAUGGAGGCACACCUCCUCGUUCUGGUACUGUCAGUAUUAUUGUUCAUGUUUUAGACACUAAUGACAACGCCCCUUUGUUUAACAAAUCUAUCUACAGCAUUAAAAUAAUGGAGAAUUCUCCAAUUGGAAGCCUUGUUAUUGAUUUAAACGCUACUGACUUAGAUGAAGGCUCCAAUUCGGAUUUAACAUAUUCAUAUAGUUUAUAUACACCAGAGAAAACACAAGAAACUUUUAAUCUGAAUCCUUCUACUGGUGAGAUUACUGUUAAAGGAAUGCUUAAUUAUGAAGAUUUUAGGAUUUAUGAUAUGGAAGUUAUAGCAGCAGACAAAGGAGUCAACACUCUAUCAGGACAAUGUACAAUCAAAAUUCAAGUUGAGGAUAUGAAUGACAAUCAUCCAGAAAUAUCGAUUAAAUCUUUCCAAAGUCCAGUCAGUGAGAAUAUUGAUGUAGACACAGUGAUAGCAGUGGUCAGUGUGAGUGAUAAGGACUCAGGUGACAAUGGGGUGGUGGAUCUUCACAUUCCUCAUAAUAUGCCUUUUAAACUAAAAGAGUCCUCUGAUAACUAUUAUAAGUUAGUGGUCUCAGAGCCAUUAGACCGUGAGAAGGUUCCAGAAUAUGACAUCACCUUCACUGUGACAGACAGAGGCUCCCCUCCUUUAAGUGACAAUGAAACAAUGACUUUACAUCUGCUGGAUGUGAAUGACAAUGUUCCACACUUCCCUCAGUCCUUUUAUACCAUACGUGUGAUGGAGAAUAACGCUCCUGGCGCCUUGCUCAGUUCACUCAGUGCGUUUGACCCUGACCUCCAUGAGAACCAGUACCUCGUUUACUUCAUCCUCGAGAAGGAAAUAGCCAACACCUCCAUGUCCAUGCUGUUCUCCAUCAAUCCAGAGAACGGGAACCUUUACGCACUAAAGACUUUUGACUAUGAGAUAGAGAAGGACUUUCUUUUCCACAUUGAGGCCAGAGACUCUGGCUCUCCUCCACUCAGCAGCAACGUGACCGUCCACAUCAUCAUCGUAGACCAGAACGAUAACGCUCCAGUUAUUGUGUCUCCUUGGCGAGCGCACGGCUCUGUGGUGGAGGAAAAGAUCCCCAGAUCCACAGAUAAAGGCUCUCUGGUUGCCAAGGUGAUAGCCUUGGAUGUGGAUUCGGUGCACAACUCUCGCAUCACCUACCAGUUCCUGCAGGUGACCGACGCCACCUUGUUCAGUCUGGACCAGUACAACGGAGAGAUCCGCACUAUGAGGAUGUUCAGUUACAAAGAUUCACGUCAUCAGAGACUGGUUGUUGUUGCCAAGGACAACGGGGAGCCUGCUCUCUCUGCUACAGUCACCAUCAAGCUGUCCACAGUGGAGACUGCUGUGAAGACCUACUCAGACAUGACUGAGGUGCCUCUGGAAUAUGACAUCUUCUCAGACCUCAACCUGUAUUUGGUCAUCGGUCUGGGUUCAGUGUCCUUCCUGUUGCUCAUCACCAUCUUGGUCACCAUCGUGCUCAAGUGUCAGAAGGCCAAGCCCAGCAUAGCAGCUCCUCCCUCCAGGAACAGUGUGAUCAGUGAGAGGAACUCCACCAUUGCUGAUUCCACUCUGGUGUCAAACGAUGCCUACUGGUACAGUCUGUUUCUAGCAGAGACCAGGAAAGGAAAGCUGGUGGUCAGACAGCCUCUGCCAAAGGGCUCCAGAUACAUCGUGUCCAGUAUUCCCAGGAGCACAGGCAUGUCUGAGACUAGUGGCUCUGCUACUUCUACUUUGCAGGUAUGAUAGGCGUUCAACUUUUGUAUGUUUUUGCAGUGAGCAUAAUGUCUUAAAGCUACUGUCUGCCUUGGUUAGGUGUUGUAAAUCCCGCCUCUUUUUGCUGUGCCGUUGCAAGAUACACCCCGCAUAACACACAUGAGCAUUGGUUAAGUUUGUAAUAAUUUAAAUUUGGCAACAUUUAGCUACUAACGUUAGCUGCAUUGAAUGAAUAGGUUAUCAUAACCACACAAUGGCUAACGAUUGUCAGUCACUUCUGAUGCCGUGUUUGUUUAUGUGCAUGCGCUACAGACACAUACUGUACGUGCAUACGAAACAGCUGUGAGUAAAAGCCAUGAAUGGCAUUCAUCUUAUUUGGCCUGCAUGGCAUUUUAACAAGGUUUAACUUCCAGUUCUGCCAAAUAUCGACAUUUAUUUGUUUCAUUUGUUCUUUUAAACCACUACUGGUAAUGUAUACAUGCCGGUGGUGUUUUUUUGUUUUUUGGUUUAAAGAAGUGUAAUUUGGAGCUAAACAGAAAACAAAGACAGCCCCUUUACAGCCCCUUUAAUUUCGCAUUUUGCCAUAAAAACAUUUAAAAAAAAUCUAAAACCAAGUCCCAUAAAAAGUAAUGUCCUUCAGUCUGUCUUUAUUUUUUUUUGUUAAUCUUCAAAUGUUAACAAACCUUGGUGAAAUUGGGUGUACUGCCGCAAAAAUACAGGGCGUGGCGCUGUUUACUUUGCAAUAAUAGUUGCCCGCCGCAGCCUUGAGAUUUCCUGUGGAAGGUUUCACAUAACCUCCGUGCGCUGAGCUCUGGCAGAAAGGCGUGAAACGAGGCUUGAAAACUUCACCAUCCUAAAGCUUUUUGAGAGAUUUCACAUACUUGGAAUGGAAUUCAACUAAGGAUGUUUUAAAUAUUAUUUGCACGGACGAAUAACGUUUAAGGAACAAUCAACCAAUAAUGCUGCUUCAUAUCACAAUGCGGUGCAAAAGUACCCUAAAUGAGGGAAGUCCACUCUGCAGCAUGGAGGCAUCCACAACCAGCAGCACCAGAUCGACAUAAGGCAGGAACUCCUUGCUGCAUAUCGGACCAAUCCUGAUGGGUGAGCGACAGAGGAAAAAGAGAUGACCUUGCGUUGACAUCGCUCCCAUGGCCUUCAUGCUCCGCCUGGUUCUUCACACUCGAGAUCCUGAAUGCAAUGGCUGAUGAUAUAAACGCCGACCCACUACCCUCUCUUCUUUCUUUAAGCACAUGAAAAGCCAAUCAAAGCCUUUCUAAUAAUCUCUUCAUUGUGCAUGAUAUGACUGCAUGGCUUCAACCACACUCUAAGAGCGUCAUCCCCGCCCGAAAAAUGUUAAGGAGAUGUUACUUGCCAAGAAAUAGACUGUGCCGUGUGGAUUGUGAAAAAAGCCAAAUGAAUAAGGGGACUAUUUGAGUGGACAAUGGAAUGUUGAAUUGCCUACAAGAGACUGUUUUCCCUCUUAAAAAGGAACACCCAUUAUGUGUAGUUUACAAUUGUAUGAACUUUUGUGCUUUGUGUUGCCCAUUAUCCACAUGAGUGACAUUUGAAAUGGCACAAUUUACAAAAAAAUAAGCACCAGUGCGAUUUUUCUUAAAUCCAAGUUUUGUAAAAAGUGACUUUAGGUUUUGUAAAUGACAUUGUGCUUUAUAUGUACGCAAGGCCCACAAAGAUGAACAAGUGUGCAGAGUGAUUCAACAAACUCAACAGGUCUGUUCACAUGAAUUAAGUAGGAUUCAGUACAAAAAUAAUGCACUGCAAUUAGCAGACAAGUGUGUUGAAAAAUCUUGCCCUGACUAUUACCUGACUAUUACCUAUUUUGCCACUAUUACUCUGGCAAAAUAGUGUUGCACAUGCAACUGAGGCCACUACAAUUGUCAAGCAAUGCUUAAACUUUUGUAUACAAAAUUAUCUCCCAUAAACAAGUAACUCAAACACAGAAAAAGGGGGCCUUUUGUCAACAUGUAGCUAUUUUUCACUUGUUUUGCAUGCCAUAACCAUAGUAAGAGUUUUAGUUAUUGUGUGAUAAAAUUCAUUUUCUGUAUUGCAUCACAUGUAUUCUCUCAGAGCAAGAUACAAGAGGGACCAACAGUAUAAGAACUGCAUUGCAUUGUUUUCUCCUAAAGAACAGGUGGCUGUUGUGACGUGUAUGCAUUCAAAAAAAGCAGUCACCAUAAUGAGUGCGUUUGAAUGUUAAGGACUAAAGUAAACCGAAGUGUGUAGAUAUGACAAAGUACAGGUGUAUCUAACAUAUUGAUUACUUUUAUCUAAGAAGCCAAACUCUGGAUGUUCCUUCAUAUCAACCUUGUCUGAUGUUGUACAACUCAAAGCUAAUAGCAUACAGUUAUGUACUAAAUGUUUACAGUACUGGAAUAGUGUGCACUUUUCAUCUAUUGGAAGCUGUGCUCAGGUGUAUUACUGACUCCUGUACCUGCAAUGCAACACAGAAAUACAUGGUGGCAGAACUGGAUGUAGUCUUCAUAAUGAUUUUCAUAUUACAUUUUUUGUUAAAAUACAUCAAGGUGUGUUUUCACAUCAUACUGAGUAUAAAGGUAUAGAUUCAAUACGCAAAGCAAAACAGCCACUGAUUUCAGUAUAUUCUGACACAAUGCCUUUGAGUGGAAGCAGUUUAAUGUUGUUUCAAUUGUGUUGUCAUAACUUGAACUACAUCAAAAACUGUGUCUGACCUUUUCAGUGCCACUGAACUGCUGUGCCAUCACACAAACUAAAUCGCUUUAACUUACACAGUAUGUACAGCAUAUAAAGUAUUAUAUAGUAUGUUGAUACCAUGCAAGCGCACAGCUGAAAUUGCAUCAGAGAACAUGUUUAAAGUUGUAAUGUUUUCCAGGCAAGUAUGCAUACAAUAAGUCCAUUUGUACAGUGGUGUUUUGACAGUGAAUCGUAUUCUAAAAUUGUGUGUGUGUAAUGUGAGUUUAUUGUAUGACCGAUUGAAUAAAAAACAUAUUGGGAACAAAA